Molecule: messenger RNA, 5029 nt
Organism: Xylaria bambusicola
Lineage: Eukaryota; Fungi; Ascomycota; Sordariomycetes; Xylariales; Xylariaceae
Product: armadillo-type protein
Exons: 6
Coding region: 341-4384 (1347 amino acids)
Biological process (GO): SCF complex assembly; protein ubiquitination
Cellular component (GO): nucleus
Source: RefSeq, a predicted model, not a curated record
CCAAACCUCCAAACUCCAAAACUCGCUCGCUCUGGCACCAACGUCUCCACGCAGCCAGCGAUCCCUUCGACUACAAUGCCCAUAUAUUUCCGACUUUAAGAAGAUAGAUCGCUGCUGUCGAGUCACAUCAUCCAACGCCCUCCUCACCCGCGUCGACCUGUACAAGCGUCUUCCCUUCACCUGCGCCUCCGUUAACAUUGCGAUCCCAUAUUCCUGAUAGCCAGAGCUUGAAGCCCCAACCACGUCAUCACUCGAGCACCAAAGUGAAUCCUUGCUUCAACCGUUAUACCUCAUCGUCUGCGCCGAUUACCCGCAAUCUGUUUGCCACAGAUCAAACGCCAUGGCUUCGUCUGCAAUCAAUAAUCCUAACCCCCAAACCAUCGGCGCUCUACUGUCGAGGCUUAGCGAUGCCGACCCCGAUUUUCGCUUCAUGUCAUUGAACGACCUUCAUCAGAUCCUGACCAAGCCGAAGUCCGAUUUUCUGACCCACGAUUAUAACACUUCAUCCCGAAUCGUGGAUGCUGUUGUCAAAGCCCUCGAUGAUCAAAAUGGCGAGGUCCAAAACUUGGCUGUCAGAUGCAUCGGUCCCUUGGCAGCUAAAAUUCCAAUAUCCGUCAUUACCCCCAUGCUUGAGAAGCUGACCUCGGUGGAGAUCAAGAACUCGGUAGACAACUCCCUCCCAUCUCUCGCUCUUCGUAGCGCAAUAUCUUCACUUCAGAAACCAAUCCCCGGUAUUUCACCGUCUCGAGAAGUCCUUGAUACCUACAAUAUUAUUAGCCAUGUGCUCAUACCACGUAUUCUCGGCAUUUCUGGUCCUGGCGCUCCUCAUUCGGACGGUCGCGGUCUGCUCGAUAAAUCCGAUCCGAGUCCUGAGGCCGUCGACGUUUUAAUCGAGGUCGUUCGAUGCUUUGGUCCACUUCUACAAGCAUUGGAGGUUGAGAAGCUGCAAGACGUAGUCAUCAAAGUUCUAGAGCGCCCCACAACGCCAUCGCCAGUCAAGAAGAGGGCGGUUGUUGCCCUCGCUGUUUUGGCGCCCUUCUUGACAGAAGAUGUCCUCAAUGCUUUCAUCGCUAAGAUCGAGAAGGCCAUGAAGCAACCUCAAAUCAACCCCGUUAUGCUUCGUUUAUACAUGACCAUCCUAGGCUCUCUGGCCAGGGCUAUACCCCAUCAGUUUGGUACACACCUUCAAGAAAUAGUACCCCCUGUGAUUUCCACUCUUAGCCAAGAGCAGUAUCAGAAAUAUGUAGAUGAGGUAAGUUCCGGCGACGGUCACGACGCCGAAUUCAACGAAGUUCGAGAAGUUGCUUUAGUCGCGCUUGAAUCCUUCAUUGCAUCUUGUGGCGUUCAGAUGCGACCCUUUACAGAUGAAGUUAUCUCUUCCUGUUUGCGAUACCUCAGAUUUGACCCCAACUAUGCCAAUGACGAAGAUGAGGACAUGGAGGAAGAUGAGGAAGGUGAUGAUGAAGAGCUAGACGAAGACGACGAAUAUGAGGAGGACAACGAUUUUGACGAUGAUGACGACGCCAGUUGGAAAGUCCGUAGAUGCGCGGCAAAGGCCCUUUAUACCCUGAUUUCCACUCGCAGUACUGAUCUACUAGACAACGGGACCUUGUACCGGGACUUGGCCAACCCUCUCGUUCGCCGUUUCGAUGAAAGGGAAGAGAGCGUUCGUUUAGAAAUUAUCUCCGCUACAUCCUUGUUAAUUCGCAAAACUGGCGAAGGCGUCAUUCACUCGGUAACCAUGGACGAUGAAAUUUUGCAAUCUCUCCCAGACAUUAGGAAGCGGAGGAGGCAGAGCAGCGGUGCAGUUUGGCAAGGCCACAAGGCUCCCUAUAUGGGCACUCCAGGCCUUAUAUCACCGACUCAGGAAUCCCUCCCCCAGACGGGCCCCAGGGCAGACCUCUCGAGGCUAAUUCCACAACUAGUCAAAUCAUCGACGAAGCUGCUUAAGGGGAAGCAGAUUGCUACGAAACAAGCAGUGAUUGGCCUAUUAGAUGACCUGAUUGCGGUUCAAAAUGGUGGCCUUUCUGACUACUUCGAUCAAGUAAUGCAACCAGUGAUUGAUGUUACGAAGGGAGCUGUAGGCAACGCUGGCGCAACUUCUACAGCUUUGACAGGUGGUGCUGCUUCAGCUACUGCUACAACUCUACGCAUGGCAGUCCUCCGAUUCACGAGCGACGUUGCUAAAACACAUUCUUCCAGCCUAUUCCAACUGUAUCUAGCAAAUAUUGUGGCUGGUGUUGUUUCUGCCGUCAACGACAAGUUUUACAAGAUCUCUAGCGAGGCUAUCAGAACGGCCGAAGAACUUGUCAAAGCAAUAACGCCUCCGCGAGCUAAGCUCACUACGCAGAAAUAUAAGCCUGAAUUGCUCAAACUCUACGAUAUUAUUAUCGAUCGUACUUCUACGAACGAUGUAGAUACAGAAGUGAGACAGAGAGCUAUACAAGCUCUUGGCACUUUGAUUGCGAGGACUUCUACUCCAGAUGGACUGAGCCUCUUGUCAUCUGAGAAGCGACAAGCUGGGUUAGAUCUAUUGCUCGAAAGAAUGCGUAACGAAACAACCCGGCUUCAUGCCGUGCGGGCAAUCGACAACGUUGCAAUCUUCUCCUCAGCUCCAGGCAGUCUCGAUGGUAGCUGGAUCCAAGCUGUAACAUUGGAACUCUGUGGUCAAUUACGGAAAGCCAAUCGGGCCCUCAGAGGCUCUAGUGUACAAGCUCUUCAGCACAUGGUCAUGUCUCCAGCAACAAAGGGAAAUCUCUCGGCGGAUACGAUUAGUGGUAUUGUGACAGCGAUACAGCCCGUUGUCAUUGCCAAUGACACGCUUCUCUUGAGCCCGGCCCUACUUACCAUGUCGCAGCUCCAGCUUGAGAACCCCAACCUAGCUGCCUCGCAAGAUUUUGUGAACGCGCUCUGCGACUUGAUCAAGAAGAAUAUAUCUGGCAGUAUACUAGAGUCGCUCGUUAUUCUUGUAACAAAUAUAGGGCACACCGGAAUGGGUGAACGACUGAUGAGAGGCGUUCUCUCUGUAGGUGUGGGUGGCGAUCCUGCGGUUCUCGGAAAAGUCGUGGGUGCUCUGUUUGUCGCGAGCGGCGGUAAUGCUGGUGUCACCAUCGACAGCUUCAUCGACGAGCUCAAAAUGGCGAGUAGGUUAUCGCCACCGGACACUGAACGUCAGAGCCUUGCAUUAGCCAUCCUCGGAGAGAUUGGUCUCCGAUUGGGUUCCAAAUCUCCCUUGGACCCGAAUAUUUUCUUGGGUCAAUUCGGCAAUGAGCCUGACAAAGUCUCUGUCUCAGCUGCCGUCGCUUUGGGCAGGGCCGGAGCAGGUAAUGUUUCUCGCUACCUGCCCGUCAUUUUGAACGCAACCACGCAGGAAGGAAGCCAUCAAUACCUUCUUUUACAGUCUAUUCGCGAGGUGCUUCACCAAAUCGUUACUUCAUCCACAGACAUCAGUGCCUAUGAACGUGAUAUUUGGGACAUUCUUUUUAGUUCAUCGCUCGCAGAAGAUAACAAAGCUAUCUGUGCAGAGUGCAUUGGUCGCCUAGCUAUAUUAAAGCCAAAGACUUAUAUCCCCAAGCUCCAAGAGCUUCUUACAAGCUCAUUAGAAGGUUAUAGAGCUGUUGCUGUCCAGGCUCUCAGAUACACCUUACCCGAUAGUGACGAAACUUUUGACACAGAGCUCAAGUCGGUACUAGUGGAUAUGCUACUGACAGUACUAAAAGAUGCCAAUCUAGAAAUUCGGCGCCUUGGCAUGACAACACUGAACUCAGCUACUCACAACAAGCCCGAAUUGAUAUUACCGCAUUUGGGUGAAUUGAUACCUUUUGUCAUGACUGAAUCCAUUAUUAAAAAGGAGCUUAUUCGCGAGGUACAAAUGGGUCCCUUCAAGCACACAGUUGAUGAUGGGCUUGAAGCUCGCAAGAGUGCGUAUGAGACCCUGUACUCGCUCAUGGAGACAUCGUUCUCUCGUGUCAGCUCUCCUGAAUUCUACGACCGUAUAAUCGCAGGUCUCGAUGAUGACAACGACAUCAGAGCAUUAUGUAAUCUCAUGCUUGGCAAACUGAUUGUUAUCGAUCCUGAUGAGACAACUCGCCGGCUUGAUACCAUCGCCCAGUGCUACCGUAAGACUUUAUCGACGAAGCUCAAGGACAAUGCCGUCAAACAAGAACAUGAGAAGCAAGAAGAGGCCAACAAGAGUGUGCUGCGAGUCUCCCUGCUUCUCGCAGAGAAGACGAAGACUACACUACCAGGCCCAAAUAAUGGACCUGCGAAUGCAUCGGCUCAGAUACAGUCCCAGAACCCUAUUUGGCAGCAAUAUUGGGAAUGGGUCAACAAGGAUUUUGACCGCAAUUUGAAGAGUCUGCGCGAAGAGGUCAAGGAAUCGUGAUCCAACCCAGAAGAGCCUGCCAUCUUCAGUGAUUUCGUUCGCUGAAUGGAUCAGCACAAGUAUUGAACGCCAAAAGCUUCAUUAAUAGCGCGGUUAAUAAAAUGAAUCCUCCGACGGGCACCUUUACCUGAUCAUAAGAUGCGUCGGAAUGUAUAUAUAGCCUGGAAAGAUUGGUUCACCGGCAUAGUGGCUCAUAUAUGAGACACGUCCGGCAGUCGCCUCACGACACCAGCGAAGGCAGCAAGAAGGUGUAUCGGAAACCAUAUAGGCUCUGACUAUACUCUAUUUUGAUGAUAUUAAGGCCGAAUGUCGCAUUUGAGGCUGGAAGAGAGAUUAGUGCAAAGUUCACGUUAGUAAACAAGCCAGUUCUCGAUUCCAGGCCCACCAACAAUGUAGAAAUUUCGUGAAGGUUUUCAUGGACCCGUGCAAAGUACAAUAGGCUAACUAACCAGGUUAAAAUGCCACGCUUGUGCGCUGAUUCUGUGAUGGACUGUGUAGUAUUUCUGACUGGACUUUAUAGGAUUGAGCUCUGUGAUCGAUCCGUGUUUGUAGACGUCACCUGCGAUUAAGGGAUUGGCGCCUGAAUGCUAGAUUGAUUGCUCAAUCUGUUCGUGGAAAUUGACUGCAUGGAUCAACUUGAUGUAU